AUGGCGCUGGAGCGGGCGCUGCUGGCGGCGCGACAGGGGGACGUGGAGGCUCUGCGGGGGCUGCGGGCUGCCGGACUGCUGAGGCCGGGGCUGCGGGACGCCCUCGGCGCCUCUCCCGCUCACCACGCUGCCCGCGCCGGCCGCCUUGCCUGCCUCCGGUACCUGGCGGCCGAGGCCGCCCUCCGCGGGGACACGCGGGCGCGCAAUGGGGCCACGCCGGCUCACGACGCCGCCGCCACCGGCAACCUCGCUUGUCUCCAGUGGCUGCUCACGCAGGGGGGCUGCGGCGUGCAGGACACAGACAACUCUGGUGCCACCAUCCUACACCUGGCAGCCCGCUUCGGUCACCACGAGGUGAUCGACUGGCUCCUCCGCUUUGGGGGCAGCGACCCCACAGCAGCCACCGACACGGGAGCACUGCCCGUCCACUAUGCUGCGGCCAAAGGGGAUUUCCCUUCCCUGCGACUCCUCCUGGGACACUGCCCAAGCACACUGAGUGCCCAGACCAAGACAGGGGCCACCCCACUGUACCUCGCCUGCCAGGAGGGCCACCUGGAGAUCAUCCAAUACCUGGUGCAGGACUGCGGGGCCGAUCCUCAUGCUCGUGCCCACGACGGCAUGACACCUCUGCACGCUGCUGCCCAGAUGGGCCACAACACUGUCAUCGUCUGGCUGAUGAGCUUCACAACUGUGAGCCUGUCGGAGCGGGAUGCCGAGGGGGCCACAGCCAUGCACUUCGCUGCCAGCCGCGGCCACGCCAAGGUGCUGAGCUGGCUGCUGCUGCACGGCGGGGAGAUCACUGCUGAUGGCUGGGGCGGCACGCCGCUGCACGACGCUGCUGAGAACGGAGAGCUGGAGUGCUGCCAGAUCCUGGUAGUAAAUGGCGCCGACCUCAGUGUUCGCGACCAGGAUGGCUACACAGCAGCCGACCUCGCUGACUACAACGGCCACGUCCACUGCGCCCAGUACCUGCGCACAGUGGAGAACAUGAGUGUGGAGCACCGCGUGCUGUCGCGAGACCCCUCCGCGGAUGGGGAGUGCCGGCAGCCCGACUCGGGCAUGUCAUCACCCAACACCACAUCAUCGGUGCCCCUGGCACGCUUUGAGGUGGGCUCCCCUGCCAGCACCCUCUCCAACUAUGACUCCUGCCACUCCAGCCAAUCCAGCACCGGGGAGAAGAGGGGCGGCCCUCCAGGGGCCCCCGCUACCCGUGAGUGUGGGGCUGGGGGACACGAGGCGGGAGACAUGCAGGCCUACAUGGACAUGCUGGACCCUGAGACGCGGCCACGGGGCCGGGGACCAGCGGGCGAGGGCCUCCCUCCACCGCCACCCCCUGCUUUCCCCCCACCACCACCCCCACCUCCCACCAGCCGGCCACCCCCACCGCCCCCUGGCUACCCUGCACCCGCGCCCCCCACCACCCCCCACACUGCUGACAUCUACGUGCGGGCCAAGAACAACCUGCGGCACGUGGAGAGCCAGGCGCUGCGCCGAGAGGUAUGGCCCCACAUCAGCCAUGAUGGCCUGCGCCGGGCCGACUCCACCCGGCGCUCCAGGACCUUUGGCAAGCAGCCGAGCACCGGUGACUACUACAAGCACCUGGGGCACGGAGCAGGCGAGCAGCCUGGCCCCCGGCGGAUGGCCCACAGCGAGGAGGCAUCACCCAUCUCGGCGGACACCAUGCGCAAUGGGGAGAGCCAGCCUGGUGCCGAGUUGCCGCCCCCACCACCACCUCCACCACUGCCUGAAUCUACCUGCCCACCGCCCCCACCGCCCCCACCACCGGCCGAGACCCCCGCUGGACCCCGCCGCUCCUCCUCCUCCACGGGAAGAGGAAAGGCGCUCAGGCAGAUGAAGAGCACCAAGUCCUUCAACAUGAUGUCCCCCACCGGUGACAACUCAGAGCUUCUGGCCGAGAUCAAGGCUGGGAAGAGCCUCAAGCCGACACCACAGAGCAAAGGCUUCACCACCAUCUUCUCCGGCAGCGGCCAGGCAGGGGCCAAUGCGGAGUCGCCGGUGUCCUCCCCGUCACCCACCAGGACACCCACCCCGCCGGCCACCCCCGAGGCUGCCGGGCCGCCACGCUGCCUAACCGGGGGCUCGCCAGAGCCGGUGCUGAAUGGGAGCUCACCGGUGCCGGGUGCCGGGGCGGCGGUGGAGGCGGAGGCGCUUGUGCCGAGCCACGACGAGCAGGGCCGGCCCAUCCCCGAGUGGAAGCGGCAGGUGAUGGUGCGCAAGCUGCAGCUCCGCAUGCAGGAGGAAGAGGAGCAACGGCGCAAGGAGAAGGAGGAGGAGGCACGCCUGGCCAGCAUGCCAGCCUGGAGGAGGGACAUCCUGCGCAAGAAGCUGGAGGAGGAGAGGGAGCAGAAACGGAAAGAGCAGGAGAAGCUGAAGCGGGAGGAGGAGGAGAAGGAGAAGGCACAGUCAGAAAAGCUAAGGACUCUUGGGUACGAUGAGACAAAGCUGGCCCCCUGGCAGCGGCAGAUCAUCCUCAAGAAGGGGGACAUAGCCAAGCACUAACCACACCACACCACGCCCUGGCUCUUCGUGGCGGGAGGAGGCUGGCAGGUCCCACCACGGACCAGGAUGGAGCUCGGCACCCUCCUCCCUCCGCAGACAGCCACAUAGCCCGACCUGGAGGAGCCCCCACUGCCACCCCACAGGCACCCGUAGCCCCCAUCCCACUGCCACCAACCUGCCGCUAUCCUGUGCUGCCCUUGGCAAAGCAAGCUGCCAUGGCAUGGGGCAUCCCGGCUCCUCAUGCACCGCCGGGCUUGCCAUGCCACCCGGCUCCCUGUGCUCCCUGCUGGCACCACUUGCUGUGGUGGCUGUGGCGUGCUAGCCCCACUCCUGCCCCUGGAGAUGCUGGAGGCCAGCUCCUGGCUCACCUCCUGCCCAUACCACCCAUCUGUCCAGCAAUUAAA
This is a messenger RNA of Apus apus (common swift), 2924 nucleotides long. It is a transcript of the gene ESPN, whose product is annotated as espin. Gene Ontology annotation, biological process: actin filament bundle assembly. Gene Ontology annotation, molecular function: actin filament binding. The record is from RefSeq and is a predicted model, not a curated record. Lineage: Eukaryota; Metazoa; Chordata; Aves; Apodiformes; Apodidae. Bases 1 to 2520 code for a protein of 839 amino acids. The transcript is spliced from 15 exons. Gene Ontology annotation, cellular component: cytoplasm.